UUCUUUGGGGUACUUUACCCGAAGCAAGAUUAUUGGACCAAUAAGUAACCCCGAGAGGCUACUCUUCCCAAAUUUUUGGGUCUCCGUCUGGGAAUUUGUUUCGUUCACUUUCGCUUUGCCAGCCCCACGGAGGAGCGAGCCCGCGACGCCUCCCGCGGAGAAAACACUAGAUGCCGGGCGCAUCCCGAAGGGAGCAGAUGCAGGAGGCACUCCAGGGCCUAAGGACUCACGGGGCGCGCUGCACAGCAGGGCACGGAGGACAGACGCUUGAGCUUUAGUGUGACCCCAGGCCAGUGCCUGCCCGUCCCAGUGUCACGCCAGGCCAGUGACUGCUCGUCCCGGCCUCGGUUUCCUUCUGCGGAGUCUGUGGCUCCAAGCAAGAUAAGGCGCAGUUCGGGCCCAGCGCCAGCGUGACCUCUAUCUGUGCCUUUACGUGUGUCCGGGCUGGCUCCCCGGACGUAGGCUGCACCUCCCUCCUUCCUCCCCCUCGUCUUCCCUCCGCGCCGCCCCACCUUCCAGACUGGGCGGCUCAGCAAGGCCAGAAAGGGUAAAGCAGUCACCAGCGUGAAUCCCUCCUCGAGAUCGGUCAUUUAUUGCUUCUGCCCGGCUCUGGCCGGCUUCCUUCCUUUCGCCUCGGCUAUCGAGUGCUCCCGUCUGAAUCUGGCCGGGAGCCGAGGGCCGCGCCAGUUCGGCCCAUCCUUUGCUUCUGCCUGGCUCGGCUCUCCGGCUGGGGCUGCGGGGAGAGCGCCGCGAUCCUCGGCUCGGCCAGCAGCCUACGCCCCCUUCGCCGCCGCGGGCGCUUCCGGUUCCGGUAGCCGCUGGCCGUGUGUAUCCGAGGCGCCUGCCAUGGCGGGGAGCCGGUUGCAGACGGUGGGGAGCGUUUUCUCGCGGACUCGGGACCUAAUUCGGGCUGGGGUGUUGAAGGAGAAGCCCCUCUGGUUUGACAUAUAUAACGCUUUUCCUCCACUGAGAGAGCCGGUCUUCCGAAGGCCCCGCCUGAGAUACGGCAAAGCCAAAGCUGCCAUCCAGGACAUCUUGUACCCCGAGGAUCGGAUUAGAGCGAAAUUUUAUUCGGCCUAUGGAUCUGGUCAGAAAGCUUUUGAUCUGUUCAAUCCAAACUUCAAGUCUACCUGUCAACAGUUUGUGGAGAAGUACAUUGAGCUACAGAAGCUUGGAGAAACAGACGAAGAGAAAUUAUUUGUGGAAACAGGAAAGGCUUUAUUGGCAGAAGGUGUCAUUUUAAGACGAGUAGGAGAAGCAAGGACUCAAAAGGCAGGUAGUCACGUUUCCUGGGAAUCUGAACCUCCGGAUGUGAAAUCCCAAACAGUGUUGGAAAACAACAAGCCUCUGCCGGAAGCUCUACAGGGCCAGCAUAUGGAGCCGUCGGAGGAACAGUCGAAAGGCUUUUACUUGUGCAUGUGGUAUGUUCCCUGGGCCAACUGUUUCUGUCUGCAGAUAAUCUUUACAUUUUGCUCUGGAACUAUCUUGAUCUUCAACUUGAGAGGCUAAGCUGACUUGUGCUUUGUAGUAAGAGUGAGAAUCUAUCACUGACGAUGGACAAAGGUCAGAACCAUAACUUUAAUUUCAUAGAUUGAGUGUGCUGGAGACAGUUAGCAUAGGCCUGAACAUAGUAGUCUGCUCAGUAAAGAUUUGAGUGAAUAAGUGAUUACAUCCAGCUAAAGACUGAACUCAGAGGACCUCUCUGUAGAUACCUGGAUUGCCAAGAGGGGGCCAGCUAAUUUAGAUGCUGUUGUCCACCAGUGUUCACCUGCCUCCCUGGUGGUGUGAUGUGCUUACACGACCUUAUCAACUGUUCUGCUUUCUUCAUUUUCAUAUCUUGUGCUGAACAUGUGAAAUAUUCCUUUCAGUUUGUAGCCCUUUUAUUUGUGAUCAGGCCAGUGGUUUUCAGCUACUAGUAAUAAGCUGCUUCAUAAAUUGUUUAUUUUAUGUUA
Molecule: messenger RNA, 1952 nt
Organism: Felis catus (domestic cat)
Lineage: Eukaryota; Metazoa; Chordata; Mammalia; Carnivora; Felidae
Gene: MRPS23
Product: mitochondrial ribosomal protein S23
Exons: 6
Coding region: 847-1509 (220 amino acids)
Biological process (GO): translation
Cellular component (GO): ribosome; mitochondrion
Molecular function (GO): structural constituent of ribosome
Source: RefSeq, a predicted model, not a curated record